CAGGUCCCGGCGGGAGGGUCCCGUGGUUGCUGCUGCACCACAGGCAUUUGCGCUCCGGAGGCGCGAUGGGCAAAGUCAAGGCCCGGCGGUGGACCGCAGUAAAAGCGGUAGUCAACCUGGCCAUCCUCUUGCUCCAGUCCGAUUUCAACAGCUGUCAGAGCUUACCACCAUUUAUAGUUUGGGGAACCGUGAAUGGGAAUGUUAGUUUGUCUCCAUCAAAUAACCAAACCGUUUCGGAGAUCAUGUGGAAGAAAGGAAAGAAUAAAGUUAUCGAGUGGGAUUCAGACGGCGUCAAGUCUUACCCACCUUUUGACGGUAGGGUUCAUUUACACAACACCUCAGGGGACCUCCACAUCUCAAAUUUAACAUCAUCGGAUGAAGGCGAAUAUGAAGUUGAAAUGCUACCCUUUUUGAUUGGCAUGAAAUUUGACCUUACAGUCUUUGACCCUCUCCCAUCUCCGACAUUAAAAUGUGGCCUGGUUAAUGAGAGCAUUGAUGUCCUGUGUGAAGUCCCGGGAAAUUACAGCAGGCAUCGGGAACAAUUAACCUACUCCUGGCACUGCUCCUCACCGCAGUGUGGAGAAAGCACAACACCCACGUUGCAUCUGAAGAAGAACGAUGACCUUUCAGAGAAAGUACUCUGUUCUGUUGCAAAUCCUAUGUCUAACAGGACGUCCUCGAUAGUUCCGUCCACCUGUGUUCCACCUGGUGAGUGAACAGAUAACUGUCCGGUGCCAGCGAUGCUGAGUACCAGUGCGGUUCGUGAGCCAGGGGUGGUUUGGGGUUUUGCUCCACAGGUGUAGCGGCUACGUUUCACAAAUUUGAAAUGUAAAAUAAGUAAUUUUCAUGGGCGACCCGUUAGAGAUAGACAGCUAACAACAUGCUUAGCACUUGCUGGGCAAGCCCCAUUCUAAUGCCGGUGCCGAUUCUCACACAGCCCAGGGAGUUGGAUACUAGUAAUUAUUCUUAUUUUAUGGGGAGAAACCAAGACACAGGGAGUUUGGGCUGUCUGCCCAAGGUCAACAGCUAGUAAGUAGCAGAGUCUGGUUUUGGACCUGGGCCAUCUGGCUCCACAGCUCCUGUUCUUAGCUACUUACGAUACUGCUUCGCAGCAUUCUUACUAACAGUUAUGUCUGUACACGAGCUGCAAGAUUAUGUAUUUGAUACACCUGAUAUGCCUGUCUGGGCCAGUGACUUUCAUCCAGCAUGCUGUGAGAAUUCUUAAAACACUCAGUACCUGAAUAUUUAGUCACGGGCACUGGCCUUUUUGCCUUAGAUUGUCAAAUGAAAAAAUGAUAACAGCCAACACAAUAGCCAUCCAGUGUCAAUGAAUAAAAAUUAUGCCUAAAUUUUCU
Molecule: messenger RNA, 1355 nt
Organism: Phyllostomus discolor (pale spear-nosed bat)
Lineage: Eukaryota; Metazoa; Chordata; Mammalia; Chiroptera; Phyllostomidae
Gene: CD58
Product: CD58 molecule
Exons: 3
Coding region: 66-716 (216 amino acids)
Cellular component (GO): cell surface
Molecular function (GO): signaling receptor binding
Source: RefSeq, a predicted model, not a curated record